AAACACCGUGAACACCUUAGCGGUCAUGACGCCGGACAAGGAACUGAGCCACCUGACGGAUGAGGAGUACUUGAUUCACCGGGCCAAGGAGCGCCAUGCCACGGACCCCUGCGCCGCCAAGUGCUGGAUGAUCACCGCGCAGGCUCUAUUCCCGAAGAACUUUGGUAUUCAGUUUGAAGUGUACCAGACAGAAAAAUCAGCGAAAAAUGUAAAGGAAGCUGCAAAAUGUCUCGGAAUCAUGCUGCGGGAGUUUCCCCACGAACCGGUGCUGUGGCAGGAAGUGGAGAGCAUAAUGGUAGCACUGCGUCAGAGCACCCCAGACUCACACACUUCCUUCCUCACCUACCUCUUCAAUAUGCUGCCCAAGGAUGUGCAGCACAGCAUGGUGGCAGCAGCGGCAGAGCGGUCCCAGGACACUAUGACCAGAUGCCGACUCAUGCUGCUCCUCACCACCACCUUUCCAGAGAGCACCGCACACCAUGGGCUUCAGUUAGUGGAGAGCCUCAUCGCUGCGGAGAAGCAUUGUCCCACGCCGCUCAACCCUUUCAGACGCAUGCUGGUGUGUGAGUUGCUGCCACGCCUGCUACAAACACAAGGGCUGGAGGUGCGGCCAAAAACACUCCACAACCUGCUGUCCCGUGCCAUUGAGUUCUACAUUACCUACGUCACCACACCCUCCAGAGUCUUGCAGGGAGUGAUGGAUGGGGACAGCAAGAUUGAGGACCCCUGGCAGCAGCUCUUCACAGUUGUACAGCUGAUUGGCUGGAACCUUGGCUGGGACCUGGUUAAAGGGUUCCAGAGCACAAGCAACCGAGAAGUGAUCCUACAGCGCAUACAGAACUUGAGAGGGGGCGCACGCCUGGGGGGCCCGAAGGGAGAGGGAGGGGAGGAUGUGAGGGAGGUACUGUACACCACCCUCACCAUCUUCCUCCACGCACUUAUGGACUACACCAAGAGACUCUAUCCAGACUUCAAUCAAGAGACCACCACCACCUCCAGCCCUCCAAUGACAUUAGUGGAAGCCUUCAUCCACCCAGAGACCGAACCAUUAGAACCAAGCUUAGUGGUCCCCCCCAAGCGCCCCAGACCCUCUGUGGACGACGACCCCACCAUCCCCAUCAUUACCGUCAGCCGCCCCGCCCCGCCCGGCCCCCCUGCUGUGGUGGGGGGCCUGGGGGUGGGUGCACAGGGUAUAGCGGCUGGUGGACUCUCGCAAGCACUGACAACUGCAAUUAAAUGUUGGGAUAUUUUAAAGUCAUAUGAACAGUUACGAGCUGAGUUUGUGCGUUUGCUGGAGAGCCUUGGGUCGGAUCUGUGGUGGUGGCUGCGGGUUUUCACUGUGGAUGUGCUGAUCUACCAGGGCCGGCUGGCGGAGGCUGCAGUGGACCUGCGGCACACACUCACCCAGCGCCACACCUCCAUGCAACCCACCGCCUUCAUCAGCACUAACCUCAAGCUGGCCUCGGUCUUCUACGCUCUUAAUAACUUGUCUAGUGCGGCCGAGGCAGUGCUGGAGGUGGUGAGACAGCUGCCAGGGUGGGUGGGUGUGGGUGGACUGACUAGUGAAUUGACAGUGACAGCUCCACCCACACACCGCCACCUGCACGUCCUGGCCCUCACCCGCCCCCAGUGCCUCCAGUUUGCCACCACGCUCCUCAUCCGCCUCCGCCAGCGUAUCGUGGUGGAUAGACACAUGGAUGACUUCUGCAUUGGUCAUCUCAUCACCCUAUUGCAGUAUGAGUGGCCAAAAUACAGCAGCACAUUUGAGGAGGUGCUACAGAUCAUCAGGAAACAAGGUGCCUUCUCCUACUCCCUCUUCAGUAGCUAUGUCACCACUCCGGACAUUUUAGAGGAGUUUAUGUACCUCGCCACUAAAGAGGGAGGGAACCUGCAGCUUGACAUUAUACCAAUCUCUCAGGGAAAUAAGCAGCAGCGGACCAUUUCAACGAGAGGCGUGGACCGUGACCUCAAACAUGACUUUAAGCUCGGCAUGAAGAAGCUUAUGUUGAGGAGCUCUGAGCCAAUAGAGGGGACUAUAGUAAGCUUUCUGACAAGAGAGGGUGCCCUGCUCCACCAGAAUUUAAUGUGAGUGUUCAUCCAUGCCCCGUCGCUGGCUGGACACCCCCCUCCCCCCUGCUGGGAUGGUAAGACAAGUUCAGAAGGGAUUGGAGAAGAGUUUAAGUGACAUUUGUACUUGGAAUGCUUAUAAUGAAAGUACAAAAGUGUU
Messenger RNA from Portunus trituberculatus (swimming crab), 2227 nucleotides. It is a transcript of the gene IntS10, whose product is annotated as integrator complex subunit 10-like. Gene Ontology annotation, biological process: snRNA processing. The record is from RefSeq and is a predicted model, not a curated record. Lineage: Eukaryota; Metazoa; Arthropoda; Malacostraca; Decapoda; Portunidae. Gene Ontology annotation, cellular component: integrator complex.